Messenger RNA from Pecten maximus, 1699 nucleotides. RefSeq names its product tubulin polyglutamylase complex subunit 2-like. Lineage: Eukaryota; Metazoa; Mollusca; Bivalvia; Pectinida; Pectinidae. Bases 176 to 1201 code for a protein of 341 amino acids. The transcript has 11 exons. Gene Ontology annotation, biological process: protein polyglutamylation. The record is from RefSeq and is a predicted model, not a curated record.
GACAGAAUCAAGCGUCUACCAGACUGUGAACUUGUGUAAACAAUGCAUGAAACCAAACAUCAGCUGAAAACCGCUAACCAAAAGUCUGAAUUGAACGGAUAAAAUUAUAAAAUUAUCAUGAAGCGGAUGUCUGCAACUUAAGUGAGGUUGCUAAGGCUCACAUACAUCUAUUGAUAUGGAUGAGUUCGCUCGAACACGACAACUUUUGGAGCUAUUGAACAUAGGCGUCGUGAAAUGCUUGGAAAAGAAAACCCAUCUUGGCGUUUGCAAAGUUGAGUUAGAACAAAGAGCACCUGCCGACAGACACAAUGUUUUGAUGUGGGAACAGAGAAAUACAUGCUUUUUACCAGAAGACUUAAAAAGCUUUUUCCUGACAUCUGAUGGCUUUCAACUUACAUGGAAUGUCAAAAUGGAUAAUGGUCCCCAACCAUUGGGUAAGAUGAGGAUAAAUCGUGUAAGUCAGCUGGUACGUAUUGGUGGGACAGCACCAACCAGUCAUGUUAACCCAUCCCUGGCUGACCUAGAGGGAGACUCGGACCAGGAGGAUGAAGUCUCCGGACUCGAGAAGCCAACAUUUGACAACAGAUGUAAAAUCUACGAGUUGGAUCCGUGUGAUGGAUAUGGCAAAGUUUGUCUAGUGUAUCGUGAGAGCAAGGCAGAAGAAGGAGAUGUAGAAUCUUAUUUUGGUUUGACUUAUUUUGACCCUGUGGAUAUAUUUGAUGGAAAACACACGUCUGACUUGCUCAGAUUUGGUGGCAACGAACCAAAGAUAGAGAUUUGGUUCCUGGACAGAGCAUUGAGAUGGCAUUACCUCACCGACUCUUUUAUAGCCUACUACAGACUGAUGUUGAUGCAUUUAGGACUACCCCAGUGGCAGUACGCUCUCACGGACAUUGGACUAAGUCAACAGACGCAGCAAUGGUUUAACGUUUUCGCACAAGUGCGCCUUGAACUAGACAGAGAAACCUUAUGUGAAACCUCUGGGGACAGUAAGGGUCGUUCACAGUCGUCCCAACUAGACAUCAACAAAGUGUUCAAAGGCAAGACGGACAAAAGGAAAACAUUGACAUCGCAAACGCAACAACAAAACCCCGGAAAUAUGAAAAAGAAGCCUCUCGUACCAUCAGCUAAGACACAAUCCGUACCAGGGACUCGUGUAACAGCAUCAUCCUCACAGAUCUCUAACAAGGGAGUCAAAUAGUGUGUGUUUUAUCCUCAUAAAUCUCUAACAAGGGAGUCAGACAGCAUGUAAUGUAUCACAAGGGCAAUGUAACGGAACUUAGGCUCAAGUCGUCACCAUAUUCCGGACUAUUUUUGUUCAUGACUAUUUACGGUGGUUAUAUAUGAAAUGAUAAUCAAUUGCGAGCAAUUCGUUUCAUGAUAACUGCAUUACAUUUCGUGAUUCCAUGUGCGAUCAUCUUUCCACAAAGUGUGGGGACGUUAUAGGUGUGCGCAAUGUCUUUGAUUAAAGUAUUUGAUUUGUCUGUUGGAUUUGAAUAGAAUAAAUGUAGGUUUGAAAUGGCUAAAGCAAAUUGUAACUGUUUUGUCAGCGACAAAAAUGAGAGAAUUUACAUGGUGUAUAGGUGAACGAGUGUAUGGUAAAGUAUGGAUGACUUCGUAUAUAUGAUAUUGUGCAUUAUAUACCCUGUGAUAUAAAUGUAUAUGUAUUGAUGGAUUAUAUAUAUAUAUAUAUAUAUAU